This is a messenger RNA of Lobosporangium transversale, 1972 nucleotides long. RefSeq names its product actin-domain-containing protein. Gene Ontology annotation, biological process: microtubule-based movement. The transcript is spliced from 5 exons. NCBI's taxonomy places the organism in Eukaryota, Fungi, Mortierellomycota, Mortierellomycetes, Mortierellales, Mortierellaceae. The record is from RefSeq and is a predicted model, not a curated record. Bases 270 to 1943 code for a protein of 557 amino acids.
CAAUAACUACGACAACACUAAACAGCGACAACAAACAGUGUCAGCAACAGCAACAGCAACAGCAACAGCAACAGCAACAGCAACAGAAACAGAAACAGAAACGGCUACAACAAAAAAAACCACUACAAUUCCAGCAGCAACCACUUUCGCAAUCAUAAAUUGGAGAAAGAAAGAAAGCAAGAGAGAGAAAGAGAGAAACGAAUAUAUACAUUUAUAUAUAUUUAUAUAUAUAUAUAAAAAACACACACACACAUACACACACGUAUAGAAUGACGCUUCCGUUAACCAAGAUCCGCGAUUUAUCCUUCAAGACAUCCAUCUAUGGAAUUGAAGAACGGAUUGUACUCGACAUUGGAUCCUGUUACAUCAAAUGUGGUCUCUCUGGUGAGGCGCGUCCUCGACACUUUAUUUCCAUGUUUCUCUCAGACGAAGCACUGGAUAACUAUUUGGGAUUGAAUCCUGUCCGCCCCAUGCACUUUGGACACGACUGUAAUGAAUUCUGUAACGAACGAGCCAACCAUGUCUUUCGGGAAGCUCAUCCUCUUGAGUAUGCAGAACUAUAUGAACUGGAUUUAAUGCGAAAGGAUGGUCAGGGGCAUUCAGAGGAAGAACGAUUAAUGAUUCUGGAAGAACGACUCUCUGAGUACCUUUAUGACGUGUACUUUAAACAUCUGUUGACGGACCCAAAGCAGAGAAAAGUUAUUAUUUGUGAAUCUCCAUUGGCUCCUAUUGCCUUGAAGCAGACCAUUGCAAAAGUGUUGUUUGAGAAGUUGCAGGCACCUUCUAUCUCCUUCACAAAUUCACAUUUGUUAGCAUUGUUGACAACAGGAACAGCUACAGGAUUGGUGAUUGAUUGUGGACAUUUGGAAACUUCGGUUCUUCCCAUUUAUUCAUCACGCCCAUUAACACCAUUUAUUCGGACAACACCUCGCGCUGGCAAAUUCCUUUCGACUCAUUUGAAACAACUUCUUCGUGAAAAAUGCCCUGUUUCAUUGGUGGACAAUCCUACAGAUCUCCGGACAAUACCCGAGUCCAUCUUGACCUCUGCAUUUCUGGAGACUAUCAAGACUCGACUGUUGUUUGCAUCUCCCUUGAUCGUCAACGCUCGAAGUGGGGAUAAUAUUAACGAGGAUGAGAUGAACAAUAAUUAUCGGGACCUAUCCUCUUCAACUGAGGUUCAUGUUGAGGUCUGGUUACCGGAAGAACAAGCUCGUGGGAUCCUGGCUAUUCCCGGUUGGAUCCGAGAAAGAGCAAGUGAAUGCUUGUUCAAUGGAGAUGAGGAUGCUUUGAGUGUGACGGACACAAUACUAGAGACCAUCGCAAAAGUACCCAGUGAUUUGAGGAGACCUUUGAUCAGCUCUAUGCUCUUGAUCGGUGGCACUGCACAGUUGCCGAAUAUUCAGAGCCGUCUCCUGCAGGAAAUCCGACGCUCCUUACAGUCAAACCCUAAAUGGGCUAAACUGGCAGGCUUAGUGGAUUCGGUCAGGUUUUUAGAUGACUUGACAGCUGAAGACAAGGCCGCGCUUUCCACAGCGGUUGGGUUUGUAGGAGGAGGAGCAGCACCAGCAAUAACAGCAGCAGGAGCUAGUAGAAGCAACACUCCCAGUCUUAGUCGGAGUCAUUCAAUGUUGGAUCAGGACGAAGGAUCAGGUUUCGGACCGGGUUCAGCCAUCCCUGGUACUCGUGACAGAGAGAAAAAAUCCGGUUCAAAAGAAAAGAAGCCGUAUCAGAGUAGUGGCAAAGUCUUCAUGCCCAAUUGUCGCUCAUGGAUCGGGGGCUCUUUAGUUGGAUCGCUCAAGGUCUCGGGACCUGAAAUCUUGCGCGAAAACUUUAAUGGAACAGUGCCUGACUGGUCUACAGCCAGUCUCUCUGCAACUCAAACCCAUCAAGAUGCUGCUACUACAUCCUCUAUGGUCGCUUCUGCUCUUGCCAUUUCAUAUUAGGUUGUUCUUAAAGAAAAAUAUACAAUAAU